This is a messenger RNA of Emiliania huxleyi CCMP1516, 1137 nucleotides long. RefSeq lists its product as hypothetical. The record is from RefSeq and is a predicted model, not a curated record. The coding region runs from base 1 to 1137 and encodes 378 amino acids. The transcript is spliced from 2 exons. Lineage: Eukaryota; Haptophyta; Isochrysidales; Noelaerhabdaceae.
AUGACGCUGCAGGAGUUUUCGGACCCAAAACAACGAGUCUUUGCGCGUGCUUCCAUCCAGCGCAGCUCCGCUCAAAUAAUGCCGUUCGGCUCGCUGGUGGCUGCGGUGCUGGUGAGCACGCUAGCUUUCGGAUCUCCGGUCCCGGCUUGGAACUCAUCCACGGACCGCCUCUUGCUCUACACCCUUGGCAAGACCGGAAGCUCCUCCCUCGAGAUUGCGUUAGGCCCACUGGUCGGUCGUGGUAGUCAUCCUCGCAUUGAGUACCUGGAAAGUCUUACUCCGGACGGGGAAUUCGUGAACUACUACUGGAGCGAAGGCAGUUCCACCUCGGCCGUGUACAAAGUCGUCCCUCGGGCCUGCAAGACGCACUCUCAAGCUGUGGCCCAGAGAUUUGUGGAGGUGGGGCUGCCGGGCGAGAAUCUCUGGUUGCUCAUAUUGGUGCGCGACCCGUUUGCCCGAGUAAUAUCUGCGUUCUUCCAGAACCUAGAACGGUUCGGCUUUGGGCGCAACUCGACGGUGGCCCAGCUCACGGCGUGGUUGCGGAUAAGGGAGAAGCGAUCUACGUCGCGGAGCAUUAUCGACACAUUGCCUCAGGUGCUCGGAGAGGGCAUUGAGUGGCUCCCUCUGUUCAACCAUUCGUCGCACGACUUAUGGGCCGUGCGCGGACGCCUCAGGGUGCUCUUCCUUCGCAUGGAGGAUUCGCUGCACUGGCCUUCUAUCAUCCUACGGCGACUGGGCAUGUUGGUGCAGCUGCCGACAGCAAACUCGGGCGAGGACAAGUGGUACAGCAAGCUGUACGGGGCCUUCAAGUCCUCAUACGUGUAUGGGAACGACACGGUCGACGCUACGCUGUCGGCGGCUGCUUGGUCGGGCAGGGAUGUUUCCAGAAACAUCCCUACCCGACCAGAAUGCAACAUUUUUCGAGUCGAGCUUACCGGGCUGAAUAAACCCGGGGACUGCGUGCACGAUGCGCUCCAGAAAGAGGGCUGCACGCUCGUCAUCGGCGGGAUCACUUACGACGCUGCUGCUGACGACAUCCAGGUUGCUGCCAAUUACAGCUUCCUUCCCGUCAAAAUAAGCCUGACCAAGCUGCCGCCAAUUCCCUUGAUGGUCGGCGCGGGAAGAGCCGCGCGAUGA